This is a messenger RNA of Diversispora eburnea, 1107 nucleotides long. Lineage: Eukaryota; Fungi; Glomeromycota; Glomeromycetes; Diversisporales; Diversisporaceae. The record is from the annotation of a GenBank genome assembly.
AUGGUUAAAGAUACGAAACUUUACGAUAUGCUGGAAAUUUCUCCAGACGCUUCAGAAAAUGAACUAAAAAGAGCCUAUAAAAAAUUGGCUCUCAAGUAUCAUCCUGACAAGAAUCCAGAUACUGCCGAAAAGUUUAAAGAAAUUGCACAUGCUUUUGAAGUUCUUUCUGAUCCUCAAAAAAAAGAGAUUUACGAUCGAUAUGGAGAAGAAGGUUUAUCAGGUGAAGGAGGAAUGGGUGGUAUGUCACCCGAAGACUUAUUCGCCAGCUUUUUCGGUGGUGGUAUGUUUGGAGGUAGAUCUCGCCAAUCGGGACCAAAAAAAGGAAAGAAUUUGAAACAUGUACUUAAAGUUUCAUUAGAAGAUUUCUAUAACGGAAAAUCGACCAAAUUAUCUUUGAACAAAAAUGUCAUCUGUAAAACAUGUGAUGGUCGAGGAGGAAAAGAAGGAGCGGUUAAAAAGUGUAGUACUUGUGAUGGUACAGGUUAUAGAAUUCAAUUAAGAACUUUAGGUCCUAUGGUACAACAAAUUCAACAACCUUGUAACGAAUGUAACGCCACUGGUGAAAUUAUUAAAGAAAAGGAUCGAUGUAAAACGUGUUAUGGUAAAAAGGUUAUCAACGAACGUAAAGUAUUAGAAGUACAUAUUGAAAAAGGAAUGAAGAAUGGUCAAGAAAUACCAUUUAUUGGUGAAGCAGAUCAAGCACCUGGUAUUGAACCAGGUGAUGUUAUUAUUGCUUUGGAAGAGAAACCACACGACCGUUUUGUAAGGAGAGAUGAUGAUCUAUUUUAUACAUCCAAGAUCGAUCUUCUAACAUCUUUAGCGGGAGGAGUAUUUUUUAUUGAACAUCUUGAUAAUCGAGCAUUGGAAGUUCACGUUGAGCCAUUCGAAUCAAUCAAACCAAACGAAAUUAAGGCAAUUCCGGGACAAGGAAUGCCAGCACGUCGUCAUCACACCAAUGGAACUCUUUAUAUCAAAUUUGAUAUUGAAUUUCCUUCUCGUCAUUGGACAACUGAUCCAACGAAAUUAGAUAUUCUUAAAAGUGUUCUUCCAUCACCUCCUAAAGCUCAACCUCCACAUGUAGAACAUGUUGAUACUACUACUAAAUAA